AUAAGAAAAACCAGGAAACCGACAAACACAGGUAGCAGUUUAUGUUCUGUUCUGUGUCCACAUCUGUUGCAACUUGUUGUGUGUACUGUCAACUGUGUGUACUGUACCAAUAUCAAGAGGCACAGUUAUUGAGCAAAGUCAUGGGAAGGUUGUUUGUGAUCAAUCUUGAAGGGAAGAUCUAUAGCUGCAAACACUGCCGCACCCACCUUGCCAUAUCUGAAGACAUCAUCUCCAAGGCCUUCCAUUCCAGACAUGGGAAAGCUUAUCUUUUCAACAAGGUUGUGAAUGUUUCUGUUGGAGAAAAAGAGGAGAGGACGAUGAUAACUGGAUUGCAUACUGUGGCUGACAUAUUCUGUGUUGGUUGCGGAUCAAUCCUUGGUUGGAAAUAUGAGAUUGCUCAUGAGAAAAACCAGAAGUACAAGGAAGGAAAAUCGGUGCUCGAGCGGUACAAGAUUUCAGGUCCUGAUGGAAGCAAUUAUUGGAUUACUCAUGAAGCUCAUGCUGGUGGAAGUGACGCUGAUGAUGCUUAAUCACCCUGACCCUGCCAUUCCCAUUUGUAUAUUACUUAACUUGGGAACGUAUCAUCUCAUGGGAAAUUUUCAUAUGACUUGGUUAUAUGAGAUCUUCUAACAUGUGUUUUCUGAGUCUCACUUUCUAAAUUGAUAGUGAAAGAUCACAUAUCAUAAAGUUAUAUGAAGUUUUCGCAUGAUAUGGUUCAUUUUCUCUUAACCAUGGGUUCAACGAAUGUGGAUUUACACUUGCAUUUUAAGUAUAUCUAUCUUAUUAUUGACUCUAAUCUUAGAAAAAAAGGAAGAUGAAAUUUCUAA
This is a messenger RNA of Arachis duranensis, 827 nucleotides long. Its product is annotated as protein yippee-like. Gene Ontology annotation, cellular component: ubiquitin ligase complex. The transcript has 6 exons. The coding region runs from base 42 to 530 and encodes 162 amino acids. NCBI's taxonomy places the organism in Eukaryota, Viridiplantae, Streptophyta, Magnoliopsida, Fabales, Fabaceae. The record is from RefSeq and is a predicted model, not a curated record.